Messenger RNA from Puccinia graminis f. sp. tritici CRL 75-36-700-3, 1049 nucleotides. RefSeq lists its product as uncharacterized. NCBI's taxonomy places the organism in Eukaryota, Fungi, Basidiomycota, Pucciniomycetes, Pucciniales, Pucciniaceae. The record is from RefSeq and is a predicted model, not a curated record. Gene Ontology annotation, cellular component: nucleus. Gene Ontology annotation, molecular function: protein phosphatase 1 binding; protein serine/threonine phosphatase inhibitor activity. The transcript has 4 exons. The coding region runs from base 195 to 710 and encodes 171 amino acids.
GCCAGCCCAGCCCCUUGAUUUGCAGGUCAGGUUGCUUGCCUGUUGACCAAUGAACAACAACUUACUACCCAUCCGACGCUCUCCAAAGCCCAUCUCGGGUAUCAUGAACUCAGAUUAGAAGACAGAAGACUUACUCACUCGAACUUGCUGCACCAUCCAACCCAAACGAACGAGCACCGACGGUGGAGAUCAACAUGGCUACCGAAAAUAACCCCCAAUCCAAUCUCACGGCUGUCCGGCAAAACGAUCGAUUGGCACCCGCGCGUGGCUCCCGUACGAUGGUAAUCGACCAGGAUAGCAGUAGCCAUCAGGGGGAGGACAGUCAAGCAAACAACUCUAGCUCUGCUGCAACCCUUAUCCUCCGUGCAGGACCACUCCAAGACUCUCAACCCCGCCAACCACGAGUUCAAUGGCAAGAGAACGUUAUCGACAAUGAAGGCCUUGGCAGGAAGAAGAGCAAAGUCUGUUGCAUCUACAACAAGCCUAAGGCAUUUGACGAAUCUUCCGACGAGUCAGAUCACUCUGACUCGGACUGUUGUCCAACACGCUCAUCAGGGGCUAGACCAUGCCCAUCGACCACCUCGACCACUCAAGCCAGACUGGGCUCAACCAGUCAACCCACACCAUCCCAUUCACUGCCAACCCCACCUCGAUCGCCCAACGCAUACGAGGCUGAACCCAGCAAAUCCAAAGGCAAAGGGAAGGCCUGACCAGUUUUUCCGAAUUUGUUUGACUUUUUCCUGAAAGCUUUCCAGUGUGAUUUUUCUUCUACUUCUUCUUCUUUUCUAUGUACUGGAAGUUUUUCUGUGAGCUAGUAUUCACUCGCGUUGGCCAUUGAUCACCCACCUGCGUUUUAGAUAUCAUCGAUGUAUAAAAAUCAAGCAAUUCAUGUUCGUCAUGAUAUAGAUAGAUCAUGAUGUGUGUAUCCAUCCUCGUCCUUGACUGUUUUCAACUUUGACUACGAAGCCAUCGGUUUAGAUAUGAUGCCAGAGGGAGGGAGAGUUUGCACUUGUUCCAGCUCGGGCCGCUAACUCUUCUUGCCACUUGGA